GCUCCGAGAUCGCGAGUCAGCCCGGACGCCGAGGCUUCUUUCCCCUUCGCCCUUUUCGCUCGCGGUUUGGGAGGAGGAGACAGCUAGAGAAAAGCGAGAGGGGGCGACGAGAGAGGGGCUUGGCUGUGCGUCGGCGUCGGCCGUGAUGGGGAGCUGGGAGCAGCGAGGCGGCGAGCAGUAGCGGCGGCGGGGCGGCGGCGGCGGCACGGAGCAGACAGGAGAGCCGGCACUGCUCCCGGCAGGCUGCGCUGUGAUCUGGGCUUCGGAUUGGGAACUCGCGCCCCGUCCCCCUCCUCCCGCUGCUGCUCUCCUCCUCCCGGCUCCCCUCCUCCGCCAGCGAGCCCCCCGAACGCCUAGCGCCUCUGCCCGCGGCUCCAGUCCCAGAGCGCGCGCGGCGGGCACUGCGGCGGCGGCGGCGGCGGCCGGGUGGCCGGCUCGCUCUGGGCUGGAGCGCUCGGAGCGGAAGACCACGGAGGCAGCGCCUAGUGGAGCCGUGGAUCGCCGGCGCAGGCAAGGGAUGGAGGUAUGAUACGAUGGAUAUAACUAUGGGAUACUGUGUGGGUACACGGCCUCCUCCUUCUUGCCUCAUUCUCCUGCUUCUCAAGCUUUUGGCCACAGUCUCCCAGGGGCUUCCGGGGACUGGGCCCCUGGGCUUCCACUUCACACACUCCGUUUACAAUGCUACCGUGUAUGAGAACUCAGCAGCAAGGACCUACGUCCACAGCCAGGGUAGAAUGGGCAUCACCUUAAUAGAUCUGUCCUGGGAUGUCAAAUACAGAAUUGUAUCUGGAGACGAGGAAGGCUUCUUCAAAGCAGAGGAAGUCAUCAUUGCAGACUUCUGUUUCCUCAGAAUAAGAACUAAAGGUGGCAAUUCGGCCAUAUUGAAUAGGGAAAUUCAGGACAAUUAUUUAUUGAUAGUAAAAGGUUCUGUCAGAGGAGAGGAUCUGGAAGCAUGGACCAAAGUGAACAUACAGGUUUUAGAUAUGAACGAUCUGCGACCUUUGUUUUCACCCACAACAUACUCUGUUACAAUCGCAGAAAGCACACCUUUAAGGACUAGCGUUGCCCAGGUGACAGCAACAGAUGCCGAUAUCGGCUCCAAUGGAGAAUUCUACUACUACUUUAAAAACAAAGUUGAUCUCUUUUCAGUUCACCCCACAAGUGGCGUCAUCUCUUUAAGCGGGCGGUUAAAUUAUGACGAAAAGAAUAGGUAUGACCUGGAAAUUUUGGCUGUGGACCGGGGGAUGAAGCUCUACGGAAACAACGGAGUGAGCAGUACUGCAAAGCUUUAUGUUCACAUUGAACGUAUAAAUGAACACGCCCCAACUAUCCACGUGGUCACUCACGUUCCUUCCUCACUGGACAGAGAGCCGACAUACGCUGUGGUGACAGUCGAUGACCUUGAUGAAGGGGCCAAUGGAGAGAUUGAGUCUGUUUCCAUUGUCGCUGGGGAUCCUUUAGAUCAGUUCUUCCUGGCUAAGGAAGGCAAGUGGAUGAAUGAGUACAAGAUUAAGGAGAGAAAGAAGGUUGACUGGGAGAGCUUUCCUUAUGGCUACAAUCUCACUCUUCAAGCAAAAGAUAAGGGGUCACCUCAGAAAUUUUCAGCAGUAAGGAUAGUCCACAUUGCCAACCCCCAAAGAGACAGUGUCCCAGUUAGAUUUGAAAAAGAAAUGUAUGAUGUGAGCAUUAGUGAAUUUUCCCCUCCUGGUGUUGUGGUUGCUAUAGUAAAAUUAAGUCCCGAACCGCUAGAUGUGGAAUACAAAUUAUCUCCUGGUGAGGAUGCACAGUACUUCAAAAUUAAUCCUCGGUCAGGUCUGAUUGUCACAGCACAGCCACUGAAUACUGUUAAGAAGGAGGUUUAUAAACUGGACGUGACAAACAAGGAAGGAGAUUUAAAAGCACAAGUUACCAUCGGCAUAGAAGAUGCGAAUGACCACACCCCAGAAUUUCAGCAGCCGCUGUAUGAUGCUUUUGUGAAUGAAAGUGUUCCGGUGGGCACAAGCGUUCUGAUGGUUUCAGCUUCUGAUAAGGAUAAAGGGGAAAAUGGGUACAUCACCUACAGUAUUGCCAGUCUUAAUCUGUUACCAUUUGCCAUUAACCAGUUUACAGGUGUUAUUAGCACAACUGAAGAAUUGGAUUUUGAAUCCUCUCCAGAAACUUACAGGUUCAUCGUAAGAGCCUCUGACUGGGGUUCGCCAUACCGCCAUGAAAGUGAAGUCAAUGUGACUAUUCGAAUAGGAAAUGUCAAUGACAACAGCCCUCUUUUUGAAAAAGUGGCUUGCCAGGGAGUUAUUUCCUAUGACUUCCCAGUUGGGGGUCACAUCACAGCUGUCUCAGCAAUUGAUAUUGAUGAACUUGAACUUGUAAAGUACAAAAUCAUCUCCGGAAAUGAACUUGGUUUCUUUUAUUUAAACCCAGACUCUGGUGUUUUACAGCUUAAAAAGUCACUGAUGAAUUCUGGCAUCAAAAAUGGUAAUUUUGCCCUCAGGAUUACAGCAACCGAUGGGGAGAAUUUUGCGGACCCCAUGUCUGUUAAUAUUUCAGUCCUGCAUGGGAAGGUGUCUUCAAAGAGCUUCAGUUGCCGAGAAACUCGUGUGGCUCAGAAGCUGGCAGAGAAGCUACUCAUUAAGGCAAAAGCAAAUGGGAAACUGAAUCUGGAAGAUGGAUUUCUCGACUUUUAUUCAGUUAAUAGGCAAGGGCCACAUUUUGACAAGUCAUUUCCUUCUGACGUGGCGGUGAAGGAGAAUCUGCCCGUUGGUGCUAACAUCCUGAAGAUCAAAGCCUAUGAUGCCGACUCUGGCUUUAAUGGAAAGGUGCUAUUCACAAUAUCUGAUGGGAAUACGGAUAGUUGUUUUAAUAUCGAUAUGGAGACUGGGCAACUUAAAGUCCUUCUGCCUAUGGACCGAGAACACACAGACCUCUAUCUCCUUAAUAUCACCAUCUACGAUUUAGGUAAUCCACAAAAAUCUUCGUGGAGGUUGCUGACCAUCAAUGUGGAGGAUGCUAAUGACAAUAGCCCAGUCUUUCUUCAGGACAGCUACUCAGUUAACAUUCUUGAAAGUUCAAGUAUUGGUACUGAGAUUAUUCAGGUGGAAGCCAGAGACAAAGACUUGGGUUCUAAUGGUGAAGUGACUUAUUCAGUCUUGACAGAUACUCAGCAGUUUGCUAUCAACAGCUCAACUGGAAUCAUUUAUGUAGCCGACCAAUUGGACCGGGAAUCUAAAGCAAACUACUCCUUAAAAAUAGAAGCUAGAGACAAGGCAGAAAGUGGCCAGCAGCUGUUUUCGGUUGUCACUCUUAAGGUUUUUUUGGAUGAUGUCAAUGACUGUUCCCCGGCUUUCAUUCCCAGUAGCUAUAGUGUGAAGGUUCUUGAAGAUCUCCCUGUUGGCACUGUCAUUGCUUGGCUGGAGACCCAUGAUCCAGAUCUUGGGCUAGGGGGUCAAGUGCGCUAUUCUUUGGUCAAUGACUAUAAUGGGAGAUUUGAAAUAGAUAAAGCCAGUGGUGCCAUUCGCUUGAGCAAAGAGCUGGACUAUGAAAAGCAGCAGUUCUACAACCUCACGGUUCGGGCCAAAGACAAAGGACGACCGGUCUCUCUGUCAUCUGUUUCCUUUGUUGAGGUGGAGGUGGUGGAUGUCAACGAAAACCUCCAUACUCCCUACUUCCCAGACUUUGCUGUCGUUGGAUCUGUAAAAGAAAACUCACGCAUUGGAACAAGCGUACUGCAGGUGGCUGCCCAAGAUGAGGACUCUGGGAGGGAUGGAGAGAUCCAGUACUCCAUCAGGGAUGGCAGUGGUCUUGGAAGGUUCAAUAUAGAUGACGAGAGUGGAGUCAUCUCUACAGCAGACAUUCUUGAUCGAGAGACAACAGGGUCAUACUGGCUGACCGUGUAUGCCACAGAUCGGGGCGUGGUUCCACUUUAUUCCACCAUUGAGGUCUACAUUGAAAUUGAAGAUGUGAAUGACAAUGCCCCACUGACCUCAGAACCUAUCUAUUAUCCUGUUGUCAUGGAAAAUUCUCCAAAGGAUGUAUCUGUCAUUCAGAUCCAAGCUGAGGAUCCAGACUCCAGUUCCAACGAGAAACUGACAUACAGGAUUACAAGUGGGAAUCCCCAGAAUUUUUUUGCCAUCAAUACCAAAACAGGUCUGAUUACAACAACUUCAAGGAAAUUGGAUCGAGAACAGCAGGCAGAACAUUUUCUGGAGGUGACUGUGACAGAUGGCGGUUCCUCUCCAAAACAGUCCACCAUUUGGGUGGUGGUUCAGGUUUUGGAUGAAAAUGAUAAUAAGCCCCAGUUCCCAGAGAAGGUCUACCAGAUCAAGCUGCCAGAACGUGAUCGAAAGAAGAGGGGAGAACCCAUUUACAGGGCUUUUGCGUUUGAUAGAGAUGAGGGCCCCAAUGCAGAAAUCUCCUACAGUAUCGUGGAUGGGAAUGAUGAUGGAAAGUUUUUUAUUGACCCUAAAACUGGCAUGGUUUCUUCCAGAAAGCAGUUUACAGCAGGGAGUUAUGACAUCCUAACGAUAAAGGCAGUGGACAAUGGGCGCCCACAGAAAUCCUCCACGGCCCGCCUCCACAUUGAAUGGAUUAAGAAACCACCCCCUUCACCUAUACCACUGACUUUUGAUGAGCCGUUUUAUAACUUCACAGUAAUGGAAAGCGAUAGAGUCACCGAGAUUGUGGGGGUGGUGUCUGUGCAGCCAGCUAACACCCCUCUGUGGUUUGACAUAGUUGGUGGCAAGCAUGCUCGAGAGAUGUUCUAUAUUCUACAGACAGCUUGUGGGCAGAACUGUUCAACAGAAGGGGGGAAUUUUGACAGCUCUUUUGACGCAGAGAAGGGUGUUGGGACCAUUGUCAUUGCCAAACCUUUGGAUGCGGAGCAGAGGUCCAUCUAUAAUAUGAGUGUGGAAGUCACCGAUGGGACAAAUGUUGCUGUCACUCAGGUAUUUAUCAAAGUGCUGGAUAAUAAUGAUAAUGGCCCAGAAUUCUCUCAGCCGAAUUACGAUGUGACAAUUUCCGAGGACGUGCUUCCAGAUACAGAGAUAUUGCAGAUUGAAGCCACCGAUAGAGACGAGAAACACAAGCUGAGCUACACUGUCCACAGCAGCAUCGACUCUGUCAGUAUGAGAAAAUUCCGGAUUGACCCCAGCACCGGUGUGCUCUACACGGCCGAGAGGCUGGACCAUGAGGCCCAGGACAAGCACAUCCUCAACAUAAUGGUCAGAGAUCAGGAGUUUCCUUAUCGAAGAAACUUGGCCCGAGUCAUUGUGAAUGUGGAAGAUGCUAAUGAUCACAGUCCUUAUUUUACCAACCCACUGUAUGAAGCAUCUGUAUUUGAAUCGGCUGCUCUGGGAUCAGCUGUUCUGCAGGUGACGGCUCUGGACAAAGACAAAGGGGAAAAUGCAGAACUCAUAUAUACCAUAGAAGCAGGGAACACUGGGAACACAUUUAAGAUUGAACCAGUCCUGGGCAUCAUCACCGUUUCCAAAGAACCAGACAUGACAACGACGGGCCAGUUUGUACUGUCGGUCAAAGUCACAGAUCAGGGUUCCCCACCAAUGUCUGCCACUGCAAUUGUGCGCAUUUCCGUUACCAUGUCUGAUAAUUCUCACCCCAAGUUCACUCACAAAGACUACCAAGCAGAAGUAAAUGAAAAUGUUGAUAUUGGAACGUCAGUCAUUUUAAUCUCUGCCAUCAGUCAGUCUACCCUCAUUUAUGAAGUCAAAGAUGGAAACAUCGAUGGGAUCUUUACCAUAAAUCCGUAUUCUGGAGUCAUCACCACCCGGAAGGCACUGGAUUACGAGCGUACUUCCUCUUAUCAGCUCAUCAUUCAGGCCACUAACAUGGCAGGAAUGGCUUCCAAUGCCACAGUCAAUAUUCAGAUUGUUGAUGAAAAUGAUAAUGCCCCAGUGUUUCUCUUUUCUCAAUAUUCAGGCAGCCUAAGUGAGGCUGCCCCAGUCAAUAGCAUCGUCAGGAGCUUGGAUAACAGCCCACUGGUGAUUCGAGCCACCGAUGCUGACAGCAACCGGAAUGCUCUGCUGGUAUAUCAAAUUGUGGAGUCCACGGCCAAGAAGUUCUUCACAGUGGAUUCCAGUACAGGUGCAAUCAGAACAAUUGCCAACCUGGACCAUGAAACUAUUGCCCAUUUCCAUUUUCAUGUGCAUGUGAGAGACAGUGGCAGCCCCCAGCUGACUGCAGAGAGUCCUGUUGAAGUCAACAUAGAGGUGACAGAUGUGAACGAUAACCCGCCUGUUUUUACUCAGGCUGUGUUUGAGACCAUCUUACUUCUACCCACCUAUGUUGGAGUAGAGGUUCUGAAAGUUAGUGCCACAGAUCCUGACUCCGAGGUGCCCCCUGAACUGACAUAUAGCCUAAUGGAAGGCAGCUUGGAUCAUUUUCUAAUUGACUCCAACAGUGGAGUACUCACCAUAAAAAACAACAACCUCUCCAAAGAUCACUACAUGUUGAUAGUUAAAGUAUCUGAUGGAAAGUUCUACAGUACGGCCGUGGUCACCAUCUUGGUUAAAGAAGCCAUGGAUAGUGGCCUCCACUUUACACAAAGCUUUUACUCGACCUCGAUCUCAGAGAACAACACUAACAUAACCAAAGUUGCUAUUGUCAAUGCCAUUGGAAAUCGCCUUAAUGAGCCCUUAAAAUAUAGCAUCCUAAACCCAGGAAAUAAGUUCAAGAUAAAAUCUACCUCAGGGGUCAUUCAGACCACCGGAGUCCCCUUUGACCGUGAAGAACAAGAGUUAUAUGAGCUGGUGGUGGAAGCCAGCCGCGAGCUAGACCAUCUGCGUGUGGCUAGAGUGGUGGUGAGGGUUAACAUUGAAGACAUAAAUGAUAAUUCCCCAGUCUUUGUGGGCCUCCCUUACUAUGCUGCUGUGCAAGUUGAUGCUGAGCCUGGGACUCUGAUUUACCAGGUGACAGCCAUUGACAAAGAUAAAGGUGCAAAUGGAGAAGUGACCUAUGUCCUACAGGAUGACUAUGGCCACUUUGAGAUCAACCCUAAUUCAGGGAAUGUUAUUUUAAAAGAAGCAUUCAACUCUGACUUGUCUAACAUUGAGUAUGGAGUCACCAUCCUAGCCAAAGAUGGUGGAAAACCCUCUUUAUCCACAUCUGUGGAACUUCCCAUCACAAUCGUCAACAAAGCAAUGCCUGUGUUUGAUAAGCCCUUUUAUACAGCAUCGAUCAACGAAGACAUCAGAAUGGAUACCCCCAUUCUAAGCAUCAAUGCCACCAGUCCAGAAGGCCAAGGCAUCAUAUAUAUCAUUAUUGAUGGGGAUCUUUACAAACAGUUUAACAUUGACUUUGACACCGGGGUCCUGAAAGUUGUUAGUCCUUUGGAUUAUGAAAUUACAUCUGUUUACAGGUUGACGGUAAGAGCCAGUGAUGCCCUUACUGGUGCCAGGGCUGAAGUCACCGUUGACUUGCUGGUUAAUGAUGUAAAUGACAACCCCCCUAUUUUCGAUCAACCCACAUAUAAUACAACAUUAUCAGAAGCAUCUCUCAUUGGAACACCUGUUUUGCAAGUUGUCUCUACUGAUGCAGACUCGGAAAAUAAUAAAUUGGUACAUUAUCAGAUUGUCCAGGACACUUACAACAGCACAGAUUAUUUUCACAUAGACAGCGCAAGUGGCUUAAUCCUGACAGCACGGAUGCUGGACCAUGAGUUAGUGCAACACUGCACUUUGAAAGUCAGAGCAACAGAUAAUGGCUUCCCAUCACUGAGCAGUGAGGUCCUGGUUCAUAUCUAUAUCUCAGACAUAAAUGACAACCCUCCCGUUUUUAAUCAGCUCAUUUAUGAAUCAUACGUGAGUGAAUUAGCCCCCCGGGGCCAUUUUGUAACCUGUGUUCAAGCCUCUGAUGCAGACAGCUCUGAUUUUGACCGCUUGGAGUAUAGCAUUUUAUCUGGGAAUGACCGGACGAGCUUUCUGAUGGAUGGCAAGAGUGGCGUCAUCACACUGUCCAACCACCGGAAACAGAGAAUGGAGCCUCUGUACAGUCUCAACGUGUCAGUGUCUGAUGGGUUGUUCACUAGCACUGCACAGGUGCAUAUCAGGGUACUUGGGGCUAACCUGUACAGCCCUGCCUUUUCCCAAAGCACCUACGUAGCUGAAGUGAGAGAGAACGCAGCCGCUGGGACAAAGGUGAUUCAUGUUCGAGCUACGGACGGGGAUCCAGGGACAUAUGGACAGAUCACUUAUGCCAUCAUCAAUGACUUUGCUAAGGAUCGAUUCCUCAUAGACAGCAAUGGACAAGUCAUCACAACAGAAAGGCUUGACCGGGAGAACCCUCUGGAAGGAGACAUUAGUAUUUUUUUGAGGGCCCUUGAUGGUGGAGGGAGAACGACUUUUUGCACUGUGAGAGUGAUUGUUGUGGAUGAAAAUGACAAUGCUCCCCAGUUCAUGACAGUGGAAUACAGAGCCAGCGUCAGGGCAGACGUUGGAAGGGGCCAUUUGGUCACUCAGGUUCAAGCCAUGGAUCCAGAUGACGGCGCUAAUUCACGGAUUACCUAUUCUCUAUAUAGCGAGGCCUCAGUGUCGGUGGCUGACCUCCUAGAAAUCGAUCCUGACAAUGGCUGGAUGGUCACUAAGGGCAAUUUUAACCAGCUGAAAAACACAGUGCUGUCAUUCUUUGUCAAAGCAGUAGAUGGGGGCAUUCCAGUAAAGCACUCCCUCAUUCCUGUCUAUAUCCACGUCCUGCCCCCUGAAACAUUCUUGCCUUCAUUCACCCAGUCUCAGUAUUCUUUUACUGUUUCAGAAGAUACAGCCAUUGGGAGCACGGUGGAUACGCUGCGAAUUUUGCCCAGUCACAGUGUCAGAUUCAGCACAGUUAAUGGGGAACGGCUAGAAAAUAACAAAGGGGGUGUCUUUGUCAUAGAGCAGGAAACAGGCACAAUCAAGCUUGACAAACGCCUUGAUCAUGAAGUCAGCCCAGCGUUCCACUUUAAGGUAGCAGCCACCAUACCCCUGGACAAGGUAGACAUUGUGUUUACUGUAGAUGUAGAUAUCAAGGUACUGGAUUUGAAUGACAACAAACCAGUCUUUGAAACUUCCAGCUAUGAGACGAUCAUAAUGGAAGGGAUGCCUGUCGGCACCAAACUCACACAGGUGAGAGCCAUCGACAUGGAUUGGGGAGCCAAUGGGCAGGUCACUUACUCCCUGCACUCGGAUUCCCAGCCUGAAAAGGUAAUGGAAGCCUUCAAUAUUGACAGCAACACAGGCUGGAUCAGUACCUUGAAGGACCUGGAUCACGAGACAGAUCCCGCCUUCACCUUCUCUGUGGUGGCCUCCGACCUGGGAGAGGCCUUCUCUCUUUCAUCCACGGCUUUGGUCUCUGUCAGGGUGACAGAUAUAAAUGACAAUGCACCAGUCUUUGCCCACGAGGUGUACCGAGGGAAUGUGAAGGAGAGCGACCCUCCUGGAGAGGUGGUAGCCGUGCUCAGCACAUGGGACAGAGACACUUCCGACAUUAAUCGCCAAGUGAGCUACCAUAUUACAGGAGGGAACCCCCGAGGAAGGUUUGCUCUGGGCCUGGUGCAGAGUGAGUGGAAGGUCUAUGUGAAAAGACCUUUAGAUAGAGAAGAACAAGACAUUUACUUCCUCAAUAUCACUGCUACCGACGGGCUUUUUGUCACACAGGCCAUGGUAGAAGUGACUGUCAGUGAUGUGAAUGACAAUAGCCCAGUGUGCGAUCAGGUUGCAUACACAGCAUUAUUUCCUGAAGAUAUUCCAUCAAAUAAAAUCAUCCUGAAAGUCCGUGCCAAGGAUGCCGAUAUUGGAUCCAAUGGAGAUAUACGAUACUCACUCUACGGAUCUGGAAACAAUGAAUUUUUUCUAGAUCCAGAAAGUGGUGAAUUAAAAACAUUGGCUCUUUUGGACCGGGAAAGGGUCCCCGUGUACAACCUGAUUGCCAGGGCCACUGAUGGUGGUGGCAGGUUCUGCCAAUCUGACAUCCACCUGAUCCUGGAGGACGUGAACGAUAACCCCCCUGUGUUUUCUUCCGAGCACUACAAUGCCUGUGUCUAUGAGAACACGGCCACCAAGGCUCUCUUGACCAGAGUUCAAGCCGUGGAUCCUGAUGUUGGCAUCAACAGGAAGGUGGUGUAUUCCCUGGCCGACUCUGCCGAUGGCUUCUUCUCCAUCGACAGCUCAUCAGGCAUCAUUAUCCUAGAGCAGCCACUGGACCGAGAGCAGCAGCCCUCCUACAACAUCAGCGUCCAGGCCACCGACCAGAGCCCCGGCCAGGCUCUCUCCUCUCUUGCCACGGUCACCAUCACUGUCCUGGACAUUAAUGACAACCCCCCUGUGUUUGAAAGGAGGGACUACCUGGUGACGGUGCCUGAGGACACCUCCCCUGGCACCCAAGUGCUUGCUGUUUUUGCCACCAGCAAAGAUAUUGGCACAAAUGCUGAGAUUACAUAUCAAAUCCGGUCUGGGAAUGAACAAGGGAGAUUUAGAAUCAACCCAAAGACAGGGGGUAUUUCUGUCUCUGAAGUGCUGGACUAUGAAUUAUGCAAAAAGUUUUACCUGGUGGUGGAAGCCAAAGAUGGGGGCACCCCAGCUCUCAGUGCCGUGACCACCGUCAGCAUCAACCUCACGGAUGUGAAUGACAACCCUCCCAGGUUCAGCCAAGAUGUCUACAGUGCCGUCAUAAGUGAAGAUGCCUUGGUCGGGGACUCUGUCAUUUUGCUAAUAGCAGAAGAUGUAGAUAGCCCACCCAAUGGACAGAUUCAUUUUUCCAUCGUGAACGGAGAUCGGGACGAUGAAUUUGCUGUGGAGCCUGUCCUGGGACUUGUAAAGGUUAAGAAGAAAUUAGACCGCGAACGGGUGUCUGGAUACUCCCUGCUCGUCCAGGCAGUAGACAGUGGCAUUCCUGCAAUGUCAUCAACUGCCACCGUCAACAUUGAUAUUUCUGAUGUGAACGACAACAGCCCGGUGUUCACCCCUGCUAACUACACUGCUGUGAUUCAGGAAAACAAGCCAGUAGGCACCAGCAUUCUGCAGCUGGUGGUGACAGACAGAGACUCCUUUCACAAUGGGCCUCCCUUCUCCUUCUCUAUUCUGUCGGGAAAUGAAGAGGAGGAGUUCAUAUUGGACCCACAUGGGGUCCUGCGGUCAGCUGUGGUCUUCGGGCACACGGAGUCUCCGGAAUAUGUGCUGUGUGUCCAGGCAAAAGACUCCGGCAAACCGCAGCAAGUUUCUCACUCCUACAUCCGCGUGCGGGUCAUCGAAGAAAGUAUUCACAAGCCCACAGCCAUUCCCCUGGAAAUUUUCAUUGUCACCAUGGAGGAUGAUUUUCCUGGUGGGGUCAUUGGGAAGAUCCAUGCCACAGAUCAAGACAUGUAUGAUGUGCUCACGUUUGCCCUGAAAUCGGAGCAGAAAAGCUUGUUCAAAGUGAACAGUCACGAUGGGAAGAUCAUCGCCCUGGGAGGCCUGGACAGCGGCAAGUACGUCCUGAACGUGUCAGUGAGUGACGGCCGCUUCCAGGUGCCCAUCGAUGUGGUCGUGCACGUGGAGCAGCUGGUGCAUGAGAUGCUGCAGAACACCGUCACCAUCCGCUUCGAGAACGUGUCCCCUGAGGACUUCGUGGGGCUGCACAUGCAUGGCUUCCGGCGCACCCUGCGAAACGCGGUCCUCACCCAGAAGCAGGACAGCCUGCGCAUCAUCAGCAUCCAGCCCGUGGCGGGGACCAACCAGCUGGACAUGCUGUUUGCGGUGGAAAUGCACAGCAGUGAGUUCUAUAAGCCAGCCUACCUGAUCCAAAAGCUGUCCAACGCCAGGAGGCAUCUGGAGAACGUCAUGCGCAUCUCGGCCAUCCUGGAGAAAAACUGCUCGGGGCUGGACUGUCAGGAGCAGCACUGUGAGCAAGGUCUGUCCCUGGACUCCCACGCACUCAUGACCUACAGCACGGCUCGCAUCAGCUUUGUGUGCCCACGUUUCUACAGGAAUGUGCGCUGCACCUGCAACGGAGGACUGUGCCCGGGGUCCAACGAUCCUUGCAUGGAGAAGCCAUGUCCAGGGGACAUGCAGUGUGUCGGUUAUGAAGCCAGCAGGAGACCAUACCUCUGCCAGUGUCCACCAGGGAAGCUCGGAGAGUGCUCAGGGCACACUUCUCUCAGCUUUGCUGGAAACAGCUACAUCAAAUACCGGCUUUCUGAAAAUAGCAAAGAAGAGGACUUUCGGCUAGCUCUGAGGCUGCGAACUCUGCAAAGCAACGGGAUUAUAAUGUACACCAGAGCAAAUCCCUGCAUAAUUCUGAAGAUCGUGGACGGCAAGCUGUGGUUCCAGCUGGACUGUGGCAAUGGCCCGGGAAUCUUGGGCAUCUCGGGCCGCGCCGUCAACGAUGGGAGCUGGCACUCGGUCUUCCUGGAGCUCAACCGCAACUUCACGAGCCUGUCCCUGGACGACAGCUACGUGGAGCGGCGUAGGGCGCCCCUCUACUUCCAGACGCUGAGCACCGAGAGCACCAUCUACUUCGGGGCGCUGGUGCAGGCGGAUAACAUCCGCAGCCUGACCGACACGCGGGUCACGCAGGUGCUGAGCGGCUUCCAGGGCUGCCUGGACUCGGUGGUGCUGAACAACAACGAGCUGCCGCUGCACAAUAAGCGCAGCAGCUUUGCGGAGGUGGUGGGCCUGACGGAGCUAAAGCUGGGCUGCGUGCUCUACCCCGACGCCUGCGAGCGCAGCCCGUGCCAGCACGGGGGCACCUGUACCGGCCUGCCCUCCGGGGGCUAUCAGUGUACCUGUCUCUCACAGUUCACCGGGAGAAACUGUGAGUCUGAGAUCACAGCCUGCUUCCCAAACCCCUGCCAGAAUGGAGGCUCCUGCGACCCAAUAGGGAACGCUUUCAUCUGCAAUUGCAAAGCUGGGCUCACUGGAGUCACGUGUGAGGAGGACGUGGACGAGUGCGAGAGGGAGGAGUGUGAGAACGGCGGCGCCUGCGUCAACGUGUUCGGCUCCUUUGUCUGCAACUGCACGCCGGGCUACGUGGGCCAGUACUGCGGGCUGCGCCCCGUGGUCGUGCCCAACAUCCAGGCCGGCCACUCGUACGUGGGCAAGGAGGAGCUCAUCGGCAUCGCGGUGGUCCUCUUCGUCAUCUUCAUCCUGGUCAUCCUCUUCAUCGUCUUCCGCAAGAAGGUCUUCCGCAAGAACUACUCGCGCAACAACAUCACGCUGGUGCAGGACCCCGCCACGGCCGCCCUGCUCAACAAGAGCAACGGCAUCCCGUUCCGCAACCUGCGGGGCGGCGGGGAUGGCCGCAACAUCUACCAGGAGGUGGGGCCCCCGCAGGUGCCCGUGCGCCCCAUGGCCUACACGCCGUGCUUCCAGAGCGACUCCAGGAGCAACCUGGAUAAGAUCGUGGACGGGCUGGGCGGCGAGCACCAGGAGAUGACCACGUUCCACCCUGAGUCGCCGCGCAUCCUGACCGCCAGGCGCGGUGUGGUCGUGUGCAGCGUGGCCCCCAACCUCCCCGCCGUGUCGCCCUGCCGCUCCGACUGUGAUUCCAUCCGCAAGAAUGGCUGGGAUGCAGGAACCGACAACAAAGGGGUUGAUGAUCCGGGAGAAGUGACCUGCUUUGCAGGCAGUAAUAAAGGCAGCAACUCUGAAGUUCAGUCUCUCAGCUCCUUCCAGUCAGAUUCUGGCGACGACAAUGCAUCCAUUGUGACUGUCAUUCAGCUUGUCAACAAUGUAGUUGACACUAUAGAGAAUGAAGUGUCUGUCAUGGAUCAAGGACAAAACUACAACCGAGCCUACCACUGGGACACCUCUGACUGGAUGCCCGGAGCCCGCCUGUCGGACAUAGAGGAAGUGCCCAACUAUGAGAACCAGGAGGGAGGGUCUGCACACCAGGGCAGCACUCGGGAGUUGGAGAGCGAUUACUACCUGGGCGGCUAUGACAUCGACAGCGAGUAUCCACCCCCCCAUGAAGAGGAGUUCCUGAAUCAGGACCAGCUGCCCCCUCCCCUGCCAGAGGAUUUCCCAGACCAGUACGAGGCCCUGCCCCCUUCCCAGCCCGUCUCACUGGCCAGCACCCUGAGCCCGGACUGCAGGAGACGGCCUCAGUUCCACCCCAGCCAGUAUCUCCCUCCCCACCCAUUCCCCAACGACACGGAUUUGGUGGGCCCGCCUGCCGCCUGUGAAUUCAGUACUUUUGCCGUGAGCAUGAGCCAGGGCGCAGAGACGGCCGGCCCAGCAGACAGCGUGUCUCUAUCCUUGCACAAUUCCAGAGGCACCUCGUCCUCGGAUGUGUCGGCCAGCUGCGGCUUCGACGAUUCCGAAGCAGCCAUGAGUGACUACGAGAGCGUGGGCGAGCUCAGCCUCGCCAGCCUGCACAUUCCUUUUAUGGAGACUCAGCACCAGACCCAGGUGUAGACGGCCGCGGGCGCCGUAGCCCUGUCUGUGGCUGAACUGCGGAAGGAGGCUGGCCGGGCUCGCGUCUCCGCGGCCUGCAGCCGGAAAGAAACACGUUGUUUGCCGCUGGGAACUUCUUCACAAGUCCUGCUGUCACGGGCAAGCUCCACUCCAGCUGGGCAGAAAGAAAGGCUCCGAUUGUUUCUUGGGGGUGAUGGAGAGCCUUGCAGUAGGUACCUGCGUUCACAGCCAAGACCGGGCACCAAGUUUCUACAGGGCGAAUCAACUCCACCCGUUGGGUUAUACAGCCUAUCUUGUAUGGCUUUGUGCAGUGUUUGGGACCUGGAAAGGGUUACGGCAGAGCCGGCAGUAUUAACGACUGGCAAGCAGAAAGAGGCAUUGUUGCAUGUAAUUUUGAGCCAAUGGGGGGUGGGGGGUUAAAACAGUAGUUAUGAUGGUCAGAAAAGUUAGUCUCUUAGGCAAAAAAAAGAGAAACAAAUAUUAAAUAAAUAAAAAAACAGACAAGAAAAUGGGCUGAAGCCUUUAAAAUCAACUCUAUUUUUCUUUAAUAAGCUGUCCAAUUUUCAGCUAUAAAAUUAGGUUUGGGUAAUAUGGUUUGUAUGCUUAGUUAUUUUUGUUUGUUUGUGUUAAGCAUCCAAUAUAAUAUAGUUGGGCUUUAUGAUCUUUGAGAAGGGUAUCAGUGGAGGGAAAUAUGAGGAUAUGUGGGCUCGCUUUUGUGGGUUGGGGAGAAGGUUAACAGUGUUCACACAUUAGAAAGAAUGUGAUUAUCUGUUUUGUGUUUUCCAGAAAUAUUCCUGGCUCUCGCUACAAUUUUAAUAUUGCUGCAGACAUUGGCCUUUGUUCUGAGAAUCAGGGAAGAAAAAGAAAAAACGAAAGACAAAACACAAACAAAAGGUGUACUUUAGCGCAUUGUUCUCUAGAAUGAGAGGUAUUCAGAGGUUUAAGCAGAAUUCAAAUUCAGGAGGAAAAAGGGAAACAUCCUUCCAAAGUUUUCAGCUGGAUAAUCACAAUUCUUGCUAAUGCAGACAAAAAUCUAAGUGUUAUCCUAAAUUGGUAGCAUCCUCACUAUAAAUGCAAUUACGUUUGGAAAAGGAGAAAGUAGAUUAGCUCUUGUGUACAAAUUAUAAUAGUGCGUGUGUCUGGGCCUAUGUACAAAUACGUGCUUGCACUCAAUAAGGCUGCUCUUGAAGAAAGCGGACGCGAAGAGUUUAGGAUACAGAUCGUGUUGAACACCCUGCCAGCAAGGCAGGUCUUUCACUUUCUCCGAUCUCUCCAGUGUCAGAGAAACACAAAAUGCCAUAUUUUGCUCCGGUUCAGUUAACUUUAUUUUGGUACCGCCAUUUAUAUUAACUUAAAACAAAACUGUGCUUUUUAAAGAAUAAUAUUUUGUUAUCGUUUUCCAGAACUAAACUCUUAUUUGAAAAAUGUGUAAUGCUUGAUCACACCCUGGGGUUCUCCUCUCUUCUGACACGUGGGCUUGAGCCAUAUGAGUUUCCAAAAUUGACAGGAGAAUCAUUCCACCAGAAAUAGAAUAACCCAGUACUCGAAGCUUAAAGUUACCAAGUUGACGGACUUUCCUCUUUCGCUUCAAUCGGAUUAUGGCCACGUGCACAGUGGCCAUGGUAAAUAAAUGCACAUUUGCACUAGCUGCUUCAUGAGCAAAUCUCUGUGUCCACAGUUUCUGGUGACAUAUGGCAUUGGUGUGUCAAUUGUACUGUCCUGAAUCCGCAUAUCAUCCACUCAGACACAUCUUUAGUGGCUUCAGUUGUGUUUAGUAGGAGUCAGUGUUGCUGAAGUUCGUUGUAAAAAAAAAAAAAAAAAAAAAAAAAAAAAAAAAUUCCUUUCCAUUCCCAAGCUUCCGGAGUACAUGAGACACUUCACAGAUUCCUCGGCUUUUCUCCUCUUCCCGUCUCUUGGUCAGACCUACUCGUGGAGGCAUUAUCCGCACUGUGGUCUUGAAAUAAAUGAAUUUCACUGAGGCUGCUUUGGAGAACAAAGUCUUUGGUAUUUUUCUUAUAGAAGAAGCACAUUUGCAAGAAUCGCGGAGAAAACGAUGAACUAAUGGUCUAGAAUAGAAUCACCGCUACACUGUUAAUAACGCAAUGACAUAAAAACCAUCAAAGUAAAACCAACAAUUCAUUUCUUGCCCCCAGGAAACAUUACAGCGACAUUAAUGCCGACGGCUCACUACUGCUUACCCAGCAUCUCCUCCAGGGAGAAUGCCUGACUGACACGGUAAUGAAGGAGUAAAUAGAUCUUAAUGCAGUCGUGAAGUCACCCAAGAAAAUUGUGCCCACUCUUUGCUCUGGCCUAUAUAAAAUACCUCUUUCUUCAGCAUAUCUUCCCCUGAUUCUCUGCAGCUAAAAGUAUACCAGACGAGCAUGUGUUAUGUUGUGAUUCAUUACCUUUAAACACAUGGCAUCUUUUCCCUUUGGGGAUAACUGGAUUUCCCUGUAGGUUACAAAAUGGUUUGUAGUUAGGCCAAUGUGGAAUUAGGUGGGGUGACUGCUGAUUCAAAGAGCAGGAAGGGUCCUUAAAAUCCCCUUGCCUAAGCCCUUGUUUUAUAAAAGAGGAAACAUGGCUGGAGAGGCGACGAGACUUGACCGAGCUCACGCAGGAAGUUAAGUAGCUGAACAGGGACUAGAACGCAUCAUUCUGCCAAGAUGCUUUCUAUAGAACACUGCUCACCACUAACCUUCCUGGGAUAUGGUAUCUGCCUGCUUCUGUUGACCUCCCACAAUCCUGCUUUGGAAUACGCUAGAAAAGAGAGUUCAUGGAAGCCUUAGGAUCUCCUGCUUGCUUGCAGCCCCCCUAGGAAAGAUGCAGUUACAGAAUUCACACUUUUCUUUGGACAUUUAUCAAAAUGCUGCUUUUACCAAAUGAAUGUUUUCUAAAGUGAAGCUGGAAUGAUAAUUACAGAAUGGAGCUCAGACCAGGCAUCAAUUAUAGUGAAACUUUGAUUAUAAUGUUACCUACUGGAUGCAUUUUUGUUUUUCUUUUUUCUUCCCCCCUACCAGUCCUGAUGUUUGUUCCUGCCCCCUCCACCAUGAUGAACCACAUGGAAAAUAUGUAAGCCAGGAAAUGUCUUUCCCUUUUUUCUAACAUGUAUGUGCUACCUCCUAGAAGCCAUUUUCCAUAGCCUGUUGUAGGCACUUUACCUGUAUUGCACACAUUCUGGUUAGGUUGAAAGCAGCUAAUGUCAUAGCAUUGUCAUAGCAGAAGCGAUGGGGCUGUAAAAGAUGAGUAAUGUACGUGUUCAUUUGCUUUCUUCUGCAAGUAUUUUGCUGCUGAGUUCCAAACCGUGCCAGCUUUCCGUUUACUCACGUCCUGCCCAUUCGUGAAAUGCCAUUGUCGAAGACCCAGAAGUAGCAGUAAGAGCAGGUCAAGUCUAUGCAUUUGAGGUUUACCCUGUCAGACAAUCAGUUUGAAGGCCUGGAAAGGGAAUUUAUGAUGCAUUCCUGGAACGUGUCUGGAGCCACCCUUGGGAGUCACCAGCGCAGACUGGGAAAAAGCUAGUAAAAGAUCUAUACCACUGGCCAACUCUUACUUCUUCCCACCCCCACCCCACCCACUGCCCCUACUAAUGCCGUGUCUACGUAAUCAAAGUCAGGGGACUUGAGAAAAGAGAUCACCACAGUGAAUCGCACAAGAUACAGAACUCACCUCCCUGGGAACGAAUUCAGGAAGAUGUAGCGUUCGUUUUGCAGGGGCUGUCCAGGUAAUUGUCUGUUUUUUCCCCACUUCUGCCCUCCCAGUGCACGGAUACUGCUAACAUGGUUAGGCUUUUAUGUUUCGUGUUUCUAGUCUCACACCAUGAGAAAUGGAGGUUCGAAGAGGCCCUACUCCAGAGUCCUCAUUUUGUGUGGUCUGUGAGAAGGCGGUUACGUGUUUAUGCUGGUUUUUGUCCCGCGACCUUCAACUGCACAUUAUUCUGGUGGAAAUCCACAAUGGCUUUAAGCUUCUGGCUGCGUAAUUCUAGGGUUUAGAGUCACCAUUUGUGGAUUUGGCAUCAGUUACUAUUUAGCCAGCUGGCUAAGAGGUAGGAAAAGAGUAAGAUUUUCUUUCCUUAUGUAAUAAUGAAAAGCAAUAAUUACAAGUAUGUAAUAAUACACAAAGGCCAUAAUUAGUCUCUUCCAGUGUUGGAGAUGCACUGGAGAAUCGUACAGUCAUUCGAAGCGUGUUGGGACCCAUUGGUAUGGACCGCAGCACCCUUCCGGCAAACAAAUACCUGAAUUGCUACUACGUAACAACUCUGAGCCCAUACUACUGCAUUUGGGGAGGUGACAAACAUGUUCAGGAAAUGGAAGCAGUUCUUUUUAAGCACUGUAUCAGAGAGAUUGUCUUGUAAAUUUACCUGUUACAAACAGGCUGGUUUGUAAAAGAUGUAUGUUUUGGUGUUUCAAAUGUUUAUAAAAUUGUAUAUAAUGGUUUCAAUUUUCCAGGCUUUUGUAGAUACUGUAUUUGAUGCCUAUCAGGAUGCUUUAAUUUCGGGGGGUCGAAUAUAAUUCUAAGUCACUCAUGCUGUUGGUCUGCCACUUUUGAGAUAACCACACACACACACACACACACACACACACACAGGAUUUUAGAUUUGCAAAUGAUGUUUUUUAAUCAUUUCAAAAUGUACUGUAACCUUUCUUUGGUUCUACUGUUUUCAUUUAACUUUCUCUGUUUCCAAGAAGAUGUUUGUAAUUGACAUUUUUUAAAACAAAUGUGUUUUGCCCAGUUACUAAAUACCUGAUUUUUACGUCAUUUCAAAUUCA
Molecule: messenger RNA, 19135 nt
Organism: Neofelis nebulosa (Clouded leopard)
Lineage: Eukaryota; Metazoa; Chordata; Mammalia; Carnivora; Felidae
Gene: FAT3
Product: FAT atypical cadherin 3
Exons: 29
Coding region: 534-14372 (4612 amino acids)
Biological process (GO): homophilic cell-cell adhesion
Cellular component (GO): plasma membrane
Molecular function (GO): calcium ion binding
Source: RefSeq, a predicted model, not a curated record